Messenger RNA from Lingula anatina, 3354 nucleotides. RefSeq lists its product as uncharacterized. NCBI's taxonomy places the organism in Eukaryota, Metazoa, Brachiopoda, Lingulata, Lingulida, Lingulidae. The record is from RefSeq and is a predicted model, not a curated record.
GGAAAACAUUGAGAGCAACGCUGGAAGCACUGCUGAAGCCUCAAAUUUCAGUACUAUUUUCGCUGAAAAACUUGAAUGGUGAUUUAAAAGACAGUGAGUAUGAUUAACAUGGAUUUUGAUCCUGUGACUGCAGUGCCCUCAGACUCAGUUGGCGCUUUCUUCACCAGUUCUGACCACUUUCAGCAUUCACUUACAGCUGAGCAUGAAGAGAGUACUCCUAGUCAAAACUCCAAAAGUUGUCUGCAUCAAGACUCUAUCAUCAAAAGUAGUUCCUAUACAAAUGAUGGUCACCAUGUUCACUUUUCAUCCCCUUUGACAAGAAUCCACAUAUUGUCAUCACCAGAUAGCUCUCAAAGCACCCAGGAUGCUUCUGAUAUAUUUGAAGAAGAGUGCUCUUCUGUAAAAUGGAAUGCAGCAGGCAAGAUGCUCCACAAAUUAACAUCUGUUGAUGGAGGAGAAAAGGGAGAUAUAAAUGAACACCUUCGGGAGCAGGUUGUCCCAUGUUCAGAUGAUGAGAAAAAUGGGUCUGAACAAUGUGGCAGGGACAAGGUGUACAUUCAUCUGGGUGACACAUUUAAAGAUAUAAGUCUGCAAAUGUCUAAUGUUGUCUUGGGAAAAGACAACCAUGUAGCACAUUCAGUAAAUGACAGCCUUUCUCCGCAGAGGUUUUCUGAUUAUUUGUGCACAGAGAAAAACAUUUGUCAAAAUUUUCCGGAACGUCAAGGCUUAAUUGAGGACACUGCUAUUAAAGAGAAUUCAGGCAUCCUAGAUGUUGUAGAAGAAGACUAUAUAAUGGCUGACAUACAAAAUGAGCACAACAAUGAGAAUACAGAAGAGCACUUAUCAGAAGAAACAAUAUCAGGUGGUUCAUCAAAAUCAUUGCCAAUAAUUGUUGGAACACAUGCUAAUAUACUGGUACAACCUUUUGAGAAUCCCUUGGACAUGGCCAAGCAGUCAGAAUUGUCACCAAAGAACAAAAAAGUAUCCCACUUGGAUUCACAGAAAGGAUUGAUUUACCAAAGUGAAAGCAAGGAGAGUGUAGAAAUGCAGGCCAAGGAAGUCAUUUCUGACAUUUUGAAUUGUAUCUGUAUAGAAAACAAUUGCCAAGGCAAAGAGAAGGAAAGCCAAACGGCAGUUGACAGCAUCUCAAUGUUUAGUAAGCAUGUAGUACAACAGGAAAGUAACAUGAAUUGCUUGAAAAGAAAAGCUGUGACUUUUGACAGAGAAAGUGAAACGCCUGAUAGUAAAGUGCCAAAGAUGGAAGCAACUGAUCUUUUUGUCCACCAAUACUUAUGUCAUAAGUCAGAAUCCAAAGGUGACUUUCCCAUUGCAGCAGAAGACAGUGAAAGACAAAUCCAAGAGAACAAGAGUCCUUUUUGCAUUAUAGCAGAAAACAAUGAUAGCAACAUCCAAGAAGACCAGAAUGAUUGUCCCAUUAUAACAGGAGACAGUGAGAGUCACAUCCAAGAAGACAAGAGUUAUUUUCCCACUGAAGCAGUAGCCAGUGAUAGUCAUAUCCCAGAGGACAAGAGUCAUUUUUCCAUUAUACAUGUAACAGAAAACAGUGAUAGCCAAAUCCAAGAAGACAAGAGUGAUUUUCCCAUUAUAACAGAAGUCAGUGAUAGUCACAUUCACAAGAACGAGUGUGAUUUUCGCCCUGAAGCAUAUGACAGACAUUGCCACAACCAUAUAGAUGACGGUCAUUGCCACAUCCAAGCAGAUGACAGCCAUUGCCACAGCCAAGCAGAUGACAUUCAUAGUCACAUCCAAGCGGAUGACAGCCAUUGUCACAGCCAAGCAGAUGACAUUCAUUGUCUCAUCGAAGCAGAUAACAGUCAUUGCCACAUCCAAGCAGAUGACAGCCAUUGCCAUAGCCAAGCAGGUGACAGUCAUUGUCACAGUCAAGCAGAUAACAGUCAUAGCCACAGCCAAGCAGAUGACAGUCAUUACCACAACCAAGCAGAUGACAGUCAUUACCACAGUCAAGCAGAUGACAGUCAUAGCCACAGCCAAGCAGAUGACAGCCAUUGCAACAACCAAGCAGAUGACAGUCAUUGCAACAACCAAGCAGAUGACGGUCAUUGCCACAGCCAAGCAGAUGACAGUCAUUACCACAGCCAAGCAGAUGACAGCCAUUGCCACAGCCAAGCAGAUGACAGCCAUUGCCACAGCCAAGCAGAUGACAUUCAUAGUCACAUCCAAGCGGAUGACAGCCAUUGUCACAGCCAAGCAGAUGACAUUCAUUGUCUCAUCGAAGCAGAUAACAGUCAUUGCCACAUCCAAGCAGAUGACAGCCAUUGCCAUAGCCAAGCAGGUGACAGUCAUUGUCACAGUCAAGCAGAUAACAGUCAUAGCCACAGCCAAGCAGAUGACAGUCAUUACCACAACCAAGCAGAUGACAGUCAUUACCACAGUCAAGCAGAUGACAGUCAUAGCCACAGCCAAGCAGAUGACAGCCAUUGCAACAACCAAGCAGAUGACAGUCAUUACCACAACCAAGCAGAUGACGGUCAUUGCCACAGCCAAGCAGAUGACAGUCAUUACCACAGCCAAGCAGAUGACAGUGAUCAGCUAGUACCAUGCACAGGGACAUUCAGUGUUUCCUGUAAUCUGUUAGAGAUGCAUGACAGUGCCAGUAAAACAGGGUCACCCUAUGGGAGCAGUGAUGAUGGUAGUUGUAGCAAACUUUACUCUUGUGACCUGGACCUGUUAGAUGAGAUGGAUAUCCUUCUGUGUAGCCCAGUGGAGAAGAAGGCACUGUUUGAUCAAAGUGUUAGCCCUGUGAACCUUUCCACAGCUACCAGUCCUGUAUUACACAGUGACAGCACACCACAAAGUUCAUUAUCACAAGGGACAAACUCUCCAUCAAAAGAUACUGUGUUCAGAUGGCAAAAGCAGAUUGUUAAAAAUGCUGUGCCAGAGGACAGUCUCCCCAGUAUACUGCCACUCCCUACUUGUAGAAAACCACUGAGGAUAGGACUAUCCAGGAAGCAGAAAGUACAACCACUACACUUACGAUUUCAACCUAAACAUUCACAGAACUGAACUGCGCUCUAAAUAAAUGAUUUAAUGAUGUUUGUUUUUAAAUUUAUUGUGAUAAUAUUACAUGAAUAUGUAUGUAUGGGAAUCUAGAGUACAUACAAUUUUCUGAGGAAUAUAUGGUUCAGCCUCAUUUGGUUUGUUACAGUGAAAAUGUGAUGUAACCUUUAACUCAUAGAUUGUUGUUAAUGUUUAUUACCAUUCGAUUUUAUUGGAAUUUAUUAUAGAAAAUUGUUAAUAGUUUAUUAUUGAUAUUUUGUGCAUUUUUAAUUAUAAAUUUACAUGUGAAUAUUUUGCAAAUCAUUAUUUAUACAU